This is a messenger RNA of Selaginella moellendorffii, 4575 nucleotides long. RefSeq names its product CLIP-associated protein. The coding region runs from base 278 to 4471 and encodes 1397 amino acids. The transcript has 21 exons. Gene Ontology annotation, cellular component: cytoplasmic microtubule. Gene Ontology annotation, biological process: microtubule cytoskeleton organization. Gene Ontology annotation, molecular function: microtubule binding. Lineage: Eukaryota; Viridiplantae; Streptophyta; Lycopodiopsida; Selaginellales; Selaginellaceae. The record is from RefSeq and is a predicted model, not a curated record.
GGAGGGAGUGGAAGCGAAGGCGGGAGGCUUCUCCGCGCCACUAGCGCAAGGUACGCUGUUGAAGAUCUCGGGGGUGGAAAUUCUCGAGCCAAGGCGCCAGCGCUUUGAUCUUCGCGGUUUCUUGGAGCGCAAUGGUGUAGUCGGGGACAGGCCUGGGAAAUAUGAAGAAAAGAAGGCGAUUGGAGUAGUGCUGGAUGCUACAUUGGUGUGGAUCAUGCUUGCCGCUGGCGAGCGUGAGCAGAGAGCUGGAUGGGGAGUUUAGAAUUUCGGCUAGACAAUGGAGGACGCUAUACAGCAGCUGUGUGCGAAGGACACCAAGGAGAGGAUGGCCGGGGUGGAAAGGUUGCAAACGCUUCUAGAGAAUAGCCGGAAGGGCCUGUCGGUGACGGAAGCUAGCCAUCUUGUGGACGCUACGUUGGGUCUUCUCAAGGACAACAACUUUAAAGUAUGCCAGGGAGCUUUGCAAGCGCUGGCUCUGGCCGCGGCACUCGCGGGCGAGCACUUGAAGUUCCAUUUCAACGCUCUCUUGCCGGCGGUCGUGGAAAGGCUCGGAGAUGGAAAACAGCCCGUGAGAGAUGCUGCGCGACGGUUGCUGCUCGCGCUCAUGGAGAUAUCAUCUCCGUCGACGAUCGUUGAGCGCUCUGGGAAUUGUGCGUGGACGCACAAGAACUGGCGGGUGCGGGAGGAAUUUGCUCGCACCGCUGCUUCUGCUAUCAACUUGUUCUCUGCGAAUGAGCUUCAAAGGCUUCUACUUCCGCCGAUCUUGCCCUUGUUGGAAGACUCAAAUACGAGCGUGAGAGAGGCAGCUAUGAUGUGUGUAGAGGAAAUGUAUCGGCAAGGUGGUAUACAGUUCAAAGAGGAGCUGCAACGCCAUUCUCUACGAGCCAGUCAGCUCAAGGAUAUUUUGUCUAGAUUUGACAAAAUAGUUAUCAAGACGCAAAAUCUUUCGUUGGCGCCGGAGCCCAAACACUCCUCAACUGGAAAUCGCCGAAAUAGUCCGAAAGCAAAGUCUUCCCUUGAGAUUCCCAGUACUGGUAAGGUAUUCUUGCUGUUGUCCUGCUGCGAAGACAAAAUUUGCCUUCAUGCAGUUGAAGCUGAAGCGAGUGAUAAACCGGUGGAACCUAUUCGAGUUUCUUCUGACAGAGAUUUGGCAAAAGAAAUAGAAAAGGUAGCCAGCAUGCUUACUCCAGAGCGAGACUGGUCUGUCCGCAUAGCGGCCAUGCAACGGGUGGAGGGACUUGUUGCUGGAGGUGCUGUGGAGCAUAUGUGUUUUCCAUCUCUCCUCAAACAGCUCGUUGGGCCUCUUUCUCUCCAGUUAUCUGACAGGCGGUCUAGCAUAGUUAAACAGGCAUGUCAUCUGAUGAAUCUCUUGUCCAAGAAUUUGCUGUCCGACUUCGAAGCUAUAGCGGAGGCCAUUAUACCGGUUUUAUUUAAGCUGGUUGUUAUAACAGUAUUGGUGAUAGCUGAAUCCGCUGACAAUUGCAUCAAAACGAUGCUUCGGAAUUGUAGAGUGGCUCGUGUACUUCCUCGUAUUGUUGACUCUGCAAAAAAUGAUCGGAAUGCCACUCUAAGAAUGAGGUGUUGUGAAUAUGCGUUGGUAGUGUUAGAACGAUGGGCGGAUUCUCCUGAAAUACACCGGGCAGCUGACUUGUUUGAGGAUUUGAUAAGAUAUUGCGUUGGGGAUGCCAUGAGCGAGGUUAGAUCCAUGGCAAGGUCUUGCUAUCGGCGCUUUGCAAAAACAUGGCCUGACCGUUCUCGUCGACUGUUUUCAACAUUUGAUCCUGUCAUCCAGAAACUGCUUAACGAAGAGGAUGGCAGCGUCCCGAAACGGUAUACUUCUCCUACUCGCGAAAGAGGCCAUCAUCUGAGAAAUUCGGCUUCCGUAACUGUAAAUACAGUCGUGCCGCCGCCAACAACGCAGCUGGAUAGGAGCGUCAACUCUUCGACGUCGGGAAAUUUUCUCAAUCAUAGAAGAUCCGCGGAACAACUUGCCGAACGUAAUUUAGAGAAUGUUCUCCAAGCUAGUCAACAACAAGUAAAUGCCAUCGAGACGAUGCUUAAAGGUAUGGACGUUCCUGAUAAGGCGGUGGUUUCAACUACGGCUCGAUUAAUUGGAAAGGAUCCAGUCGGUGGAAGUUACCGAAAAAUUCACGCUCCUGGACGUGUUAAUGUGGAUCCUCCGUCUGCCCGGGAUCCACCCCAUCCCGCAUCUGCGCCAGCAGCAAAUAUCGUUAGUAAUCGGGCACCGUCCUUGCCAUCCAAUUUCCGUGGGGGUCUGAGUUGUCCUUCCGAAGCUUUGCAGCAGUCCUUUACGGAUCAUGGAAGAUCAGCGAGGGAAACCAGUGGAAACGUUGCAAAGAGAGUGCCGAUGACCACUGAAAGAUCGAGUCAAACUUUGUCCGGCGAGCCUAUUGACGUGAAGGGGCCGAAGCGCAUUCUAAGGACUGAACCUGUGCAAGAAGGCAUACCGGGUUUCCAGCGACCUCUCAUGCGCAGCUUGAUAUCUGGGAAGUCUUCGGUGAGCAGUAGAAGCAGUGUCGAAGAGGCUCAAGCGUCAUACUCAGAACCUUUCACCUGCUUGGACGGGCUUAUGUCACUGAACGACGCGUUAACGGAGGGCCUUAGCAUGAACGCGGACUGGUCAGCUAGAGUUGCAGGCUUUACAUAUCUUCGGAAGCUUCUACAGCAAGGACCAAAGGGGCUACAUGACGUGAAUCAGAACUUUGAGAAGGUUAUGAAACUGUUUUACGAGCAUCUCGACGAUCCGCACCACAAAGUUGCACAGGCAGCCUUGUCAACACUGGCCGAAGUCGUACCUCCUUGCAGAAAGCCUUUUGAGGCUUACUUGGAGAGAAUCCUUCCUCGAGUUUUCGCGAGACUUAUAGACGGUAAAGAAGCUAUCCGCCAGCUUGGUACGUCAGCUUUGGAGAUCAUCGGCAACAUAUAUUCGAUCGACUCGCUACUUCCGGCCUUGUUAAGGUCACUGGACGAGCAGCGUUCUCCCAAGGCAAAGAUGGCUGUCGUUGAGUUUGCGAUUGCCGCUUUUGCAAAGCUGGCUCUCAACGGUGAGGCUCCUGGAGGCAGUGGUAUGCUCAAACUCUGGCUUGGAAAACUAGCUCCUCUUGCGAACGAUAAGAACCCCAAGCUAAAAGAGACGGCUGUUACUGGCAUUAUCUCCGUUUAUUCACACUUCGACUCCGCGACGGUCUUAAAUUUCAUCUUGGGACUGUCGGUUGAAGACCAAAGUAUUUUACGACGAGCCUUGAAGCAGUACACUCCGAGAAUCGAAGUCGAUCUUAUGACAUACCUGCAAAACAGAAGCCAAAGAGCAAGGUUCAAGACGGCAACCGACCAUGACGAGCUUCCAACGCCUUCGGAAGAUAACUCUGCCGGAAUGCAAGUGAAAAACUCAAAGGUUCAGCCAGUGAACAACGAAGGUAAUGGUUUGAAGCGGAAUUCCAUGCACUCGGACAGGCUGGGUGACUUCGAGCCAGGCAAGCUUUUCCACUCGGACUACGACAUGUAUGUCAGUACUGAAGAUCCAAUAGGUCAUGCUCGGGAGGUGCACCAUGUGGACACAACGAGUCCGGACAAGUCUGUUCGAAACAGCGACGCAAGGAGCAUUCCGCUUAAUCCGAUGGGAUUUGUGGACUCUCGGAUGGUUCCUUCUUCGACAGUUGAUCAGGAUGUCUACAAAACUCAUACCACCGGGUAUGAGUAUUUGUACGAAGAAUUGCACCGUAAGCCGCACAGGGGGACACAUCUAGAUACUGGCCCAGGCAGACUGCUGCAAAAGCUCUUAAACUGGAUGGAAGUACCCGUUUAUGAAAAACGCGAAGCCUUUCAGGAGCUUUUGCAGUUGCUGCGCUCAAACGACUUUACUCUUUGGUCGCAGUAUCCGAACCAGAUAUUGUCAAUGAUACUGGAGGCUUUCGAUGACCCCGACUCACAAUUGAGGGAGAUAUCGCUAACAGCGAUAUCCGAGAUUGUCACUAUUCAGAAAGCGCUGAUAGAGAACAGCACCGAAAUCAUCCUAGAGAAACUUAUACAUGCCACGAAAGAUCUGUCAGUAAAGGUUUCUACCAUCGCUGACCGUUCUUUGAGCGCCGUGCUAUCCCAAUGUAAUCCUCAACGGUGUCUUGGUGUUGUGAUGCCUCUUUUGGUUAGUGACGAUGAUAAGACUCUUGUCACUUGCAUUAGCUGCCUGACAAAGCUUGUCACUCGACUUCCUCAAGAGGAGCUCAUGGCACAACUCCCGUCUUUCUUGCCAGCAUUGUUUGAUGCUUUUGGCAAUCAAAACGCCGAUGUUCGAAAGACCGUCGUCUUCUGCUUAGUUGAUAUUUACAUCGUACUUGGGAAAGCCUUUGUUCCGUACCUCGGAAGCCUCAGUAGCACCCAGCUACGACUUGUAACAAUUUACGCGAACCGCAUAUCACAGGCCAGAACUGGCGCAACUUUGGACACACAAUAACGACUGGCAAACCCAGUCAAUCUGUCAUCAUGUACAGUAACGUGUAACAACACUGACCAAGCCUUCAAUUUUUGCAAUGAACGUACGUCUUCACGCUUGUUUUU